This is a messenger RNA of Labrus mixtus (cuckoo wrasse), 983 nucleotides long. It is a transcript of the gene sst5, whose product is annotated as somatostatin 5. Lineage: Eukaryota; Metazoa; Chordata; Actinopteri; Labriformes; Labridae. Gene Ontology annotation, molecular function: hormone activity. The record is from RefSeq and is a predicted model, not a curated record. Bases 498 to 818 code for a protein of 106 amino acids. Gene Ontology annotation, biological process: regulation of cell migration. Gene Ontology annotation, cellular component: extracellular region. The transcript has 2 exons.
CACCUACAAAGCUGCUGCAGCUCAUCACGAAUACGAUCAUUCAAUUAUUCAAUAACCAUUCAUUCUAAUGGUUCUGUUUUUCUUCUGAUAUUUGACUUUCAAACUUACUGCAGUAGAAUCUUUCAUCAACCUGAGAUGUGAUCGUUGGAGGUUCUGCACGAUGUGUCACAGCUGAUGGUGAUCUUAACCUGCCCGAGUGACACUUCUCUUUAUAACCUCCACCUCCACAUUCCCUCGCUUCCACACUUCUCCACCAAUCACAUUCUUUUGUCGGCUUGAGGAUGAGGAAGAUUUGAAGAUGAAGAGCUGUAUUUAUCAGCGCGACACAUCCUACUCAAGCAGUUGUAACGCUCAGCUCCUCUGCCACCAAACUUUUCUUAUUGUUUCACUUGUAUUGUUUGGGGGGGGGAAGCUUUUCUACAUCGUCAGCUUGGAAGAAAGGAUCAGGGGAUUUAGAAGAAGAAGAAAAAAAGGGUUGGAUUCUGUUUGAGUUGGAGAUGCGUCACUUUCAGGUUCAGGUGUUUUUUGUGGUUUUGUUUUCCUCGGUGCUGCUGCUGGAGGUCAGCGCUGCUCCACACUCAGACAUGCUGACUGAAACACUGAGAGAAGACCUCGUAAACGACAAGGAUCUCGCUCCUUUGCUCUUGCUGAAGCUCAUGUCUGAACUGAUGGCGGCCAGAGGGGACAAGAUGCUCCCCGAGCCCGAGGAGAUGCUGGGAGUCAGAGAGGAGGUGAUGAGGCGUCAUCUUCCCCUCUCCCACAGGGAGCGCAAGGCGGGCUGCCGUAACUUCUUCUGGAAGACUUUCACCUCGUGUUAACACAAGAGGAGGAGUUCUUAUUAAAGCCUGUGUUUGUUUUUUUACUGAUGAGUUCAUCCUUGUCGGCUCACUUUGUUGUAACCACCGUACGCUGCAGUGAUAAGACUGUAUGUUUGAAGAUCGGCAGGGAUGUACACAGCUUGUCAAAUAAAUGUUUCUGAUUUU